Messenger RNA from Salarias fasciatus (jewelled blenny), 1964 nucleotides. It is a transcript of the gene cytip, whose product is annotated as cytohesin 1 interacting protein. The record is from RefSeq and is a predicted model, not a curated record. The transcript has 9 exons. Gene Ontology annotation, molecular function: protein binding. Lineage: Eukaryota; Metazoa; Chordata; Actinopteri; Blenniiformes; Blenniidae. Bases 1 to 1236 code for a protein of 411 amino acids.
AUGGCGGGUCCACCACAACCAUCACAUGGUGUGGAUUUCCGCUUUGACGCACUCUGCUUCUGGCUGCACAGCAGGGCAGGGCCACAGUCACCCAGGAGCUGCUGCUGCUGCUGCAGAGGGACGCCAUGCCGCUUUGAGGACUACUCUACCGUGCAGUCCACCAUGAAUUUCAAUGAUCUUCAACACCAGGGCGGCCAGGAGAACUGCUCUGUGGAUAACACUCUGAGGAAGAAAGCCUCCCUGUGGUACAGACGCUCGCUGAGGGGGAUCAGCGACCGACGCCAGCAGACCAGCAGCCCCCUGCCCAGGGGGUGCAAGCCCAGACAGACUCGAUCAAACUCUCUGGUUGAUUACACUGACCCACAAAGGACAACAAUUGUACUGCAAAAACAAGACAAUGAAACCUUUGGAUUUGAAAUUCAGACGUACGGCCUGCUGUGUAAAAGCAGCUCCGCGCUGGAGAUGUGCACGUUUGUGUGCAAGGUGCAUGAGGACAGCGUGGCAGAGAGCGCUGGCCUGACCGCAGGAGAUGUUAUUGUCACCAUCAACGGGGUCAGCACUGAAGGCUCGUCCCACGACGACGUCGUCGAUCUGAUAAGAGAAUCAAGCAACAGUCUGAAGAUGGAGACAGUGUGUGGAAACGUAGUGAAGCAGAUCGCACUGGAGAAGAGGAUGAACCUGCUGAAGAAGUCCCUACGUGAGAAACUGAAGGAGCUUCAAGCGCUGACAUUACAGGAAAAGCGGCUGAUGCUAGGUAACAUGAAUGAGAGCGGUCCCGCCUUCUCCAUGGACUCCUCGCCCAGCCUGAGCUCGCCGGCGGGCCGCUGCGGCCAGCGGUUCUCCAGCGACAGCAGCUGCAGGAGCGUGAUGACGGACGACAGCGACCACGCCAGCGUGUUCGGGGACGUGAGCUCGCCCGACCCCUGCAGCGCGGCCAGCACCACGGACGACGGCUGCUUCUUCACCAGAGACUUCUCCACCGGCGGCGGCGGCUCUGGGAAGUUCUCCUCCGGCUCCAGCUACCUCCACCAGGCCCUCAGCCGCUCCAGCAGCUCCAGCGUCGCCGGCAGCAGCGGCUCCCUCUCCCCCUCCUGGGAGGAAACCAGGAUCUCGUCCCUGUUUGGGACUCUUCCCAGGAAGGGCAGGAGAGGCAACGUACGCAAGCACAUCCUGAAAUUAAUCCCCGGACUUCAGCGGUCGCUUGAAGAGGAGGAGACAGGAACAGGCGCUCAGUGACAUGUGUUGCAGAUGUUUUGUCUCUUUGAAGCCGAGGCCUGCUCAGUUGAGUUUCCAAACAUCCGAGAAGCUGGAGAAAGUCACGAAACAUUGUCACACACACUUUUUGCCUCUAUUAAAGUUGGCCACAGUGAUCUGACUCAGACACUGGAGGCACAGAAGCAUUAUGAAAAUGAAAGUGUCCUGAAUGAAUGUAAAACAGCAGAUUGCAAAGUAUUAGCGAUGAAAUCAUGAAUCCUACUGACUUGAAUAUAUGCUCUUUUCUUCAUAUCUCACUCAUAGUGUCAUCAGCAUUAAUGAGAGUAGGUUGAGCUACAAUAGCUGCAUGCAUAACGGACUCUUUGAGUUUCCCUCGACUGAUCAAUGAGGAGCCUUCAUUCUGCAGUGAAGCAGAGAUUUCAGCAGCCUUCGUGAGACGUUCAGGUGCUCAAAACCCUUAAACCAUAGAUUCGGCUGCUCAUCUCAAAACAGGAUGUGGGCAUGAAAGCACUACUCCAGUGUUUUCAGAUCCAAGUCUAUUUUCAGUGGCAUGCAGCUGAGUUUCAGUGCUCAGACAAGUUUUAUUUCCCCAUGAAAAUCUUUAAAAAUGCAUUUUUUUCCACCUUCAGAUGUGAGAAAAUGCAGCUUUGUAAAUAAUGUGUAUUUGAUUUUUACUUUCCAAUUCACAAUCAUCUUGAUACUAUAUGUAUGAAACAGGCUUAUUAAAAAAAUAAACUUGUAAAGUUUGA